CUGUGGGGGGCGGGAACUGAACUCACUGUUGAGUUUAACAUCCACUGAACUGGUGAUGAGCAGCACAAGUAACCCGGAGGAGACACGAGGAACACGGAGAACAUAAAGCGGAUUAAUCGAUAUUGUUGUUUUUUUGUGUGCCUUUAACAUGAAUACAAUGGGUCCAAUAAGUUUGCUGCUGGUUCUGGUGUGUGCAUGCUCUGCCUGGGCUGCAGAUAAUAACAGCAGUUCACAAGUCCGGACCUUUACGAUGUUUAAACCUUCAGGCACAGAUGAACCGAUACCUUCAGAUUACCUUUAUGAAGAUGACACCGAGCGGAAUCGCUUUAGAAGUAAUAGGGUGCAUAAUCGGACCAUCCUCAUCAGGCCAGACAUCUCUGAGGAGGCUCUGCUGUUUCUAAAGAGCCCCAUGUCCACCAUCCUCAUGCCAUCCUUCUACACGCUGGUCUGCCUCAUCAGCAUUCCCAUCAACAUCUGCGCGGUGCUGGCCUUCGUUCGGAGGAUCCGGCCUAAGAAGCCGGCGGCAAUCUACAUGCUGAACUUGGCCUGUGCUGACCUAGUCUUUGCCGCGCUGCUCCCCUUCAAGAUCACCUACCACUUUGGCAGCAACAACUGGAUAUUCGGCGAGGUCAUGUGCCGCGUGGUCACUGCAGCCUUCUACUGGAACAUGUACUGCUCUGUUCUCCUCAUCGCCUGCAUCAGCGUGGACCGGCUUCUCGCUGUAGUCUACCCUAUCGACUCCCUGUCUUGGAGAAGGCCACGGAACGCAACCAUAGCCUGUCUCGCCAUGUGGAUAAUAUCCUUCGCUGGGUCGGUGCCCCUCGUCCUCUCCAACCAGACCGUCCACCUGAGUCAGUUGGACAUCACCACCUGCCAUGAUGUCCAGUCCUCAGAUGAGCUGAUCUGGCGCCACAGGUUCUAUUUCAUCACCAUCUGCUGCGCCCUCUUCUUCCUGCCUCUGCUGGUCAUCGUGGUGUCCUACGCCCGGGUGAUCUGGGCGCUGAGCAGAGUCUCACGCAGCGUUCCAGGUCGCUCUCGCAGAAGAACCAGAGCGGUGGUGAUGGCUUUAACCGUGCUGGUGAUGUUUGUGCUGUGUUUCACACCCACAAACUGUCUGCUUCUAGCACACUACCUGCAGUUCAACGAGGGAGUGGAGAGCAGCCGGGAGGCCCCCGAUGGCUCCUACACAGUCUAUCUGGUCUUCAUGUGUUUGGGGAGUAUCAACUGCCUCCUGGAUCCUCUGGUCUACUACUUUGGAUCAUCCCAGUGCCAGAGGGAACUAUCCAACGCGCUGAGGUGUCAGAAGAUCAAACAGCGCGGUAGCAUCAGUCAGUCGUCGUCUAAUUCAUGCAGAUCCAGCAGCAGAACAAUCCUGAAAUCCAGCCACACAGAAAGCUCCAACACAAACAGUCAAGUCACCAAAAUGGACCCUUUCCAAGACAACCUCAACAGCCAAUACAAGAAGCUGCUAGUCUGAUAGAGCAGACGCUAAUCAGAAUGACCUAACUGACUGAUUUUAAAGUUAUGAAAUAUUUUAUUAUGAAGUCCAAGUAAGCGGUUUAUCCUCCUGUAGUUCAUGGUUAAGAUGAAGGGAGGUAGGGCUGAGCAAUAUGGCCAAAA
Sebastes umbrosus (honeycomb rockfish) is the source of this 1620-nucleotide messenger RNA. RefSeq names its product proteinase-activated receptor 1-like. Lineage: Eukaryota; Metazoa; Chordata; Actinopteri; Perciformes; Sebastidae. The transcript has 2 exons. Gene Ontology annotation, molecular function: thrombin-activated receptor activity. Bases 149 to 1477 code for a protein of 442 amino acids. Gene Ontology annotation, cellular component: membrane. The record is from RefSeq and is a predicted model, not a curated record. Gene Ontology annotation, biological process: blood coagulation; thrombin-activated receptor signaling pathway; phospholipase C-activating G protein-coupled receptor signaling pathway.